Helobdella robusta is the source of this 4845-nucleotide messenger RNA. RefSeq lists its product as hypothetical. Bases 1 to 4845 code for a protein of 1614 amino acids. Gene Ontology annotation, biological process: cilium assembly. The transcript is spliced from 23 exons. The record is from RefSeq and is a predicted model, not a curated record. NCBI's taxonomy places the organism in Eukaryota, Metazoa, Annelida, Clitellata, Rhynchobdellida, Glossiphoniidae.
AUGGCCAGUCCAAAAAAGAAACCAUUGAGAGCACUUAAAUCAAACGCUUCCUUAAAGGCUAAAAAUAAAAAAGAUCCUAACUCAAAUCAUGACUUUGAUAACGAUGACGUCAUAAUGGUGAUGAAAGAUGGUGAAGAGGGUAAUGAGGGCGGGGGUGUAAUCUACUGUCCACCGGAUGAUAGCCUACUACUGAACGAGGCAAUGUCGAAGGAUAAAUUGAAGAAGCUUGCUGAUGUUUUGUCUUCGAAAUUCGUGCCACUCUACAAAGAUGUGAAGAGGAGGAGGAAGUAUAGGGAGGGAAUGCUACGACAGAUGAAACUGAGAAGUGUCAUGAAUAUGAUCCAAGGGCUUUCAAGUUUCAACGUCAUAGUCGACAAAACAAAACUUAACAUAAAAGAACUCGAUUAUCGCCAACUCAACAAGUUACACAUGUAUAAAGACCAUUGUACAUUACACCAUUCUUCCGUCAUCUUCCCGCCACUCAAUUUUGUGACUACAUCGACAUUUCCGGAUUCGUCGUCACGUGAUCAAAUUAAAUCUCCGUGUAGUGGAGAAAAUUUAACAGCGCGCCAAAAACCAAAACAACAACAACAGCAAAGACAUCAAAAAACAAAGAAAUCAUUAAAAAGUAACAAAAGCGCUAGAUCAGUUAAAAGUGAUGAUAGUGGUGAUGAUAAAGAUGGUAAUGGUCGCGAUGAUGAUGAUGGUGGUGGUGGUGAUCCGGCUGUCUCACUUGGAAAUAUGAUCAGACGAUGCUUGCAAUACUUUGUUAGAUCUAUUACUCUUGCCCAUAGGUGCCACGAAUGGACACAGCUUCAAAACUCCAGCAUCCACCUCUACAACGUGGUGUCCUAUCUCACAGAUGCUGCUUCCGUUAAUGAAAAUGUAUCAGCCAAUAGGAUAUUAUGUCUGGUACACAGGCCCAUGUAUCAUGCGGCUGAUCUACUCCUGGACAUGAUCAAAAUACUUCUAAAAAACGAAAAUUGCUCAAGCCCUCUUUACCAUUGGCUAGACGCCUUGACGACGUGUAACAACAACGACGGCCAUUAUAAUAGGGAUGUGUCAAACGAUAGGGAUGUGCGAAGUAAAAGAGAUGGGCGAUAUAAAGCUGACGUGCAGAAAGAAAGGGACGGUCAAAAAGAGAGAGAUGUGCAAAAUAAUAUGGAUGUGCGAUCCCUACUCAACUAUCCGUUUGACGAUACGUCGGUAAUUAACGGUCGGUUUUUGGUGCAGUGCUGUAUGAUGGCCCUGCAAGUGAUGUGCCAGGUAGAGGCUUGGGAAGAACUUGUAGACCUCGCUCUGCGUUUCAACUUUUUUACCAACCAUCGCUACAGUGACGUCAUCGGCCCCCUAGCGGUGCACGCCCAGGCCCGACUAAUCAAAAGAAUCGAAAGUUUUGGGGGUGUCGGGUACUGCCAGCCGCAGUGGGAAGCGGUCAAAGUUCAAAUUGAAUACAGAUCAUUGCAGCUGUCAUCUGUUCCAAUUGACGUUGAAUGCACAAUUGAGGAAUUUUCACGUUACAUCAGCCAUCUCCUCCCUCAACCAAUCAAAUUCUUCAAUCAUGCCAGAAAACUCGCUUCAUCUUAUAUGUACAACCUCAUCAUUGAGGUAUUUGAAAAAGAUUCGGAAUGGUGUGACAGCGCGUUGUCAAGUUUAUUAUGGUUGGAAUGUGCUGACUGGAAUUUCCAUGCCAAAAAUAAGAAGAGAGCUCAAAAGAUUUGGUCAGAAUGUGUGGACAGAGCACUUGGCUUGAAAGAUGUCAUCAGUAAUUGGGAAGAAUGUUUGUUGAAAAGCAUUCGUAAUGUUGAUCAACAAUGUUCUGACAACAAUAACAACAGCAGCAGCAGCAACAACAGCAACUACGAUUAUGCCACGUUUGCAGACAACAAAGUAGACAACAGUAGCAACAACGAUAUAAACAUUUCAAACAACAACACAACUACCACUCCCAACAACAACAACAACAACUCAAUAUACUACAUAGAUCUUGAUGUAGGCACGUACAUUCUUGACAGAUGUGGUCCCUGGAGAUCUAUCAUUGCCGCUAGUGCUGUGACUAACCUAGCGAGGUAUAUAUAUCGCCAAGAUGCUGACAUGCAAGUUAGAUGCUGCCUGUUGGCUUGUCACCUCUACAAGGCUUUGCUGAGAGCCUCCCUACUAAACCCAAUAAAAGAUAUCGAUUAUGCGCUAUAUGAUUUGUGUCAAAAUGUAAACAACAAAAACAUCUACGUCAUUCCCGGAGCAUCCCUUUUCAGUGAUGGAUUUUUCUGUGAUCUGAGACGCAUGACGAGGAACGUCUCCUACCUUACGAGGACUUUAAACGCCUCGCAUCACUAUCGCCAGACCACGUUCAACAACGUCAUCAACAGAAUUCAACAACUCGUCAACAUGAAUUUCAUCCCGGAAGCAUUUCACUAUUUAGUGUCUUUGUUACUAGUGAAAUCGUAUAUUAAUCUCCCAUUUGACGGAAAUUGCGAUCCGGAUCCGGAAUUUGAAGGGAUGGGCUGUUUUGCAGAUGCAUGUGGGGGCGGUAAUGUUGGAACAGAAAGAAGUGAUUGUGAAAAUGAUAAUUUUAACGCGAAUUAUAAAAUCCAACGUAGCGGGAAUUUUGCCGGAAGUAAGGAUGCUCUAAAGAAUAUUACCAGAACAUCGAAUUCUUCCGUGACGUUUACAUUUGAUGGUAGCAAAUAUUUGACCGAUGACGUCAACGUCCAGUGCCUGCAACAUCUCAUGCAGUGCAAACAACUCCCGCCUUUGUUACUGUCGUCAGAUGAACAAACCAGGCUCAUGACUGGUGUGCUGGAUUUGUUGAAAUCUCAUUUGUUCCUGCAUCUGGCGUCGUACAUUCAAUAUGGAGUCCCCCAGCAACAAUUACGUCCCCAAUCAUCUUCCCAAUUUAAAAACUACAUCAAAGCCAAAUUCGGCCUCGCCCUCUUGUUCAUGAAAAAACAAGAAAGCCGAUUGGCUGCCCUCAUCUUGGUGCAGGUGAUGCUGAAGGUCAAGGAGAAAUUGAGAGCAUCUUGCUUGAGAACAACACGCAAGGCCAGUAAUGACAUCAACAACAAUUCGAAACAUGUUGAUGCUGAUGACGACGAUGACGUGGAAUAUUUAAAUGGUAGAUUCUGGCUGAAAAGUCUCACCUUAUUGGUCGACUGCCUGAUACAGGAAGGAUCCAAAAAUAGCGAAAAAAACUUCAAAGCCCCUUUCAAUAAAACCACCGAAGUAAAAACUAAAGCCGAUGACGUCACGAAUAGUGACAGCGACAACUACGGCAUGGAUAAUGUCAUUGUCUCUGACGAACAGACUAACAACAACAACAAAAACAACAACAACAAUAACAACAACAACACCACCAACAACUACAACAACUACACCAACAACUACAACAACUACAACACCAACAACAACAACAACGCAGACGCAAAUAUGUACAACAAAGCUCGCCUCAAAUGCUUAAAAGCCCUCCUGCUAUACAACUACAAACACCACCGGGCCAACAAAGCCAUGCUCGGUGAGGAGCCUCAUUACACGGAAACCUUAACUGAAACAACGAGUUCCUCAACCUUGCCGUGUUUUGUGGCCAUGGAUAUCGUAGGAGGCAUUAUUGAAAACAUCAACGACGACAACAACAAAAUGGAAGACGAUGACGUCAUCGUCAAUGACAGCAGCAACAACAACAACAACGACAACAACAACAACAACAACGACAACAACAACAACGACAACAACAACAACGAUUCUAGUACUGCUGCUAUUGUGACGCAAUUCAAACGGCAACUUCGCCGACAUCAAUCCAUGCUUACAUGGAAAAAUAUUUUUGGUGAUUUUGAUGAUGAAUACCACUCAACGCUGAUGCAUCUCUUCAACAGCAGACAUCUCAUCAACGUGACGUCAUCCAAUAACCCCGUCAAAAACUUCGACGACAACAACAACAAUAAUAAUAAUAAAAACAACAAAAAUUACAACAACAACAGUAAUAAUAAUAAUAACAACAACAGGACAAAUAUUCAAGAAAACAAAACAGUCACAAAUUACUUCACAUUCGAAGACAGGGAAUCAAUAUGUAAACAGCCAGCCAUACUAAAAACCGCAACGACAAUGAUGACAUCAAAAACGUCAACAAUGACGUCAUCAACAGCAGCUGCAGCAGCAACAGUAGCAGCAACAACAACAGCAGCUGCGAUUGCCUGGAAACCAACGAAACUACCGAUCGGUAGCAUGGUGUUUAGCGACGUCUGGAUGAGUAAGCUCUUAUCACUCAAUCAAUUUCUCGUCAGUCAAUCAAGCGUUUAUCAGGACAUCCAUAGAGCGAGUCUCAUUCCAACGAAACUUUUUCGUACAAUCCACCAGAACAAUAACAACAACAACAAAAACAACAACAACAAUAAUAAUAAUAAUAAACAGACUUGUUGCCAGGAACAAGUAAUAGUGGAUAGACUGACGAUGAUGUUGGGGAUUAGAAUGGAUGAGACCCUGAACAGCAUCAUACGGCAGUACAGACAGCAAAACAAUCUUAACGACGAUGACGAUGUUGAUAAUAAUAAUAAUAAUAAUAAUAAUAAUAAUAAUAAUAAUAAUAAUGGCCAAUCAAAUCCGUCAAAAACCAACAAAGAAAAUAUUUAUAAUGACAAUAAUUAUAACCACGAUCCUGUGAUGAAAAUAUUAACCGACGACGACGACGAGGCUACCGCUGCUGAUAACGAUCACGACGACGAUGAUGAUGUUGGCGAUAACUAUGAUGAUGAUCAUGAUGAUGGCGAGUAUUUGAUGUUUACUUGGUAUAGUCCUCCUUUCAUGAAUCUCGAUAACCAAGGUUUACCCCUCGUGUUUUUAUUUUUUACGUGA